Molecule: messenger RNA, 1718 nt
Organism: Oncorhynchus nerka (sockeye salmon)
Lineage: Eukaryota; Metazoa; Chordata; Actinopteri; Salmoniformes; Salmonidae
Product: norrin-like
Exons: 4
Coding region: 419-847 (142 amino acids)
Biological process (GO): Norrin signaling pathway; positive regulation of DNA-templated transcription; Wnt signaling pathway
Molecular function (GO): frizzled binding; cytokine activity
Source: RefSeq, a predicted model, not a curated record
UGUGUGAGAGAGAGAGACAGAGAGAGAGACAAAAAGAGAGAGACAGAGAUAUAUAGUGUGACAGAGAGAGAGACCGAGAUAGAUAGAUAGGGAUAGAGAGACAUAUAGAGAGAGAGACAGAGAGAAGGAUAGCAAGUGAAAUAGGGGACAGAGGGAUUGAAAAGCUAUUGUAGAAGGAAGAGGAGACUCUACUGGCUGUGUCGGAUCAGCAGCAGCUGUUGGAUAUUCCUGUCUUCCUGUCUACGGUGGCGGGUUGAAGAUCCAGACCAAUAGACAGGAGAGAUGGAGAGGUCCAAGAAGAGGACCAACAGAAGCAGCAGUACCCUUGGCCAAGGCUAGGAGCUCCACACCAACGCCCACUGUAAACCCUAACGCAUUUUGAACUAAAAUACUUCUACCAGCCCUCCCUGGCACCAGUAUGCGGCCCCCAGCCCCCCUUUCUCCCCCCUCAGGGCUGCUGCUGUUGCUGGUCUUCUGCCCCCUAGUGGUUGUAGCGCAGGCCAGCAGCAGUAAGACGGAGAGCGGACACAGCACACACCAUGGAGACACAGACCCAGACCGCUGUAUGAGGCAUCACUUCGUGGAGACCAUCACACACUCCAUCUACAAGUGCCACUCCAAUAUGGUGUUGCUAGCUCGGUGCGAGGGCCACUGCAGCCACACGUCCCGCUCCGACCCUCUCAUCUCCUUCAGCUCGGUGUUGAAGCAACCCUUCAAGAGUACCUGUUUCUGCUGCAAGCCCCACACCUCCAAGCUGAAGGCUGUGAGACUCCGCUGCGCCGGAGGGAGCCGCAUCACAGCAACCUACCGCUACAUUCUCGCCUGCAACUGUGAGGAGUGCAGCUGAGCUGGGAAAAAUACUUUUUAAAACUCUAGAACUCUAGAACUCUAGAACUGUCUCCUUGAGAACGUUUCUGCACCUGCGAGUCGACAGCUGUGAAGAGUGGAAUCCUAGAACAUGUAAAUUAGAAGAACCUGCACCUUUGUAGAACCUAUAAGUCCAGGCCCUACCCAUGGACCGAGUCAGUGUUUUUGGUCCCUGUAUAAUGAUUAAAUUACGAUGAUUUAAACUUCCCCUGGCCUUCAUUUGCAAGUAGUGGAACCCUUAGUGCCCAAUAGAACUCUAGAACCUGAGAGUAUAGGCUAGACCCAUGGAGGAAUCUAGAACCGUCAUGCCUGUUUGUGAUGAGGACUCCAGCGCCCCAACGACUAUCUGCCUUUUAGAAUGUUGUUCCUAGGGAAGGGAGGGCAGGAGAUUUCUGAACCAAUAACAAUAAUGGAUUGGACUUAUAUAGCGCAUUUCUACCAACUGAACUACUCCAAGCGCUUUACAUAGUAACUCACCUCAUACACCACUUGGAGGAAUGUACCAUUUCAUGGUUCUACAUCUGUUUCUAGACCUGACUGAGAAGUCAGUCAUGAGAUCCUUCAUUCUUCUUGACUCUUUGUCAAAUUGCUUUGUCAAUCCUCUAAAUAUACCACUUAUCAGUCUGGACCAAGACUCACCUGAGCUCCUGUCCUCAUCCAGUAGCUCAGUCCCCAAACUGAGACUCAUUAGGAACCCUGUUCCCAAAUUCUGUGUGUCUAGAACCAAGAGAACACUCGGCUCCUCAAGGCUCCCAGAAGGAGUUAGUCCUGCUAAUCCAUCGAGGGUAGAUGACAUUUCCCAGAAUCCUAUAGAACACUGUCUUCUCCCUCAUGUGUUCAGACCCAGAAAC